Molecule: messenger RNA, 718 nt
Organism: Owenia fusiformis
Lineage: Eukaryota; Metazoa; Annelida; Polychaeta; Sabellida; Oweniidae
Source: the annotation of a GenBank genome assembly
GUUCGGUCCAUUAUCGCUCGCAGCGUUUGUAUAUGGGUAUGUUUCUGGUUGGCUUAUUUUUGGCGAACUUUACAUCACCCUGGACGUUGUUUUAAGUUUCCCAUGGUCAUAUGGCACAUAUUGGGCACGACAUCAAGCCAUCCAGGGACGACUUAUAAAACCGGUUUUCGGAAGGCAAUUUCAUAAUCUGCACAAUUUUAUAAAUUGGUCCAGUGUGCUGUAGUGCAGUUAUUCGAGAUUGAAAACGAUACAAGAUGCAGUCAAGUUCCGUGCUUUACCUUGGGCUGGUAGCCGUGCUCCUUUGCAGUGCACUUACUGAAGCAAGAUAUGCAGGAGAAAGAUCCGCGUUAACAGAUUUACUAUUGGCAAGACUCAUGGCCAGUGAGAAAAGAGAUCUUCCCUCCCCGCAGAGAGAUGUAGAGGAUUCAGAUUUGUUGAAACUACUAUCUGAUACGCUUGAAAAGAGGAUCAGCUGUACCAAUCAGUGUGAAGACGAAAUGGCAAAUGAAGAUAAUGCAUACAAUGGAGACUUUGACAAGUGUUAUAAAGAAAAUUGUGAAAAAUAAUAACUCGGACAUGAAUUGUCGAUUUUCUCGAUUUUCAAUAUUGGCAAUAAUAAGAAUUGAACUUUAAAUGCGCUAAAUAUCUUAUAAAUACGAAAGAUUUUUCUCUAUUUUGAAGUGAUUAAAAAUAUAGAUUGAUUAAAGCACAAAUAAAA